CUUUCACCUAAAUGUACUUGAAAAGCUCAUAAACGUUGCUCGAUAAAUGCGCUAAAGGUUUUGGACACUACACUGUGCCAGGUAAUUACAAACCUGUAGGACUUUAUCUCCUGUGCCUUACAACCUGGAGAUAAUAACCAGUCAAAAGUGAAGAUGCAUGACUCCACCUUUCUUGGUUUGAUCAUCCUGUUAUCUACUCUGUCCAGCUCUUAUGCUGGUAAAAUUCUGGUCGUCCCUGUGGAAGGAAGCCACUGGAUCAAUAUGAAGAUCCUUAUUGGGGAAUUACAUGCAAAUGGUCACAAUAUCACAGUGGUCCGAGGUUCUAGUAGCUGGUACAUUGAGGAACAGUCUCCUCUCUACACUUCCAUUACUGUAGACACUGGUAAAUUUGACGAUGACUUCCUGGAGACGUUUCUUCCUCACAUACUGAAAAUGCAGAGACAAGGAAGAUCAUUGUGGAAUGAAAUUGCACUUGCUGAUAAAGUUUCUGAGAAGGUUGCAGAGUUUCAUCAGCAAAUAUGCAAUAUGACAGCUGCCAUGUUUGAAAAUAAGACAUUGAUGCAUUCUCUGGAAGAUGCUGCAUAUGACCUUGUUCUCACGGAUCCUGCUUUUGGAGGUGGAGUGUUACUGGCACACCAUCUUGGCCUCCCUCUUGUGCUAAAUGUCCGCUGGACCGUAUACGGCGAAGCCCAUUUUGAUAUUGCGCCAUCACCUCUCUCAUAUGUACCUGUUGCAGGAUUACAGCUAACUGAUAAGAUGACAUUCAGUCAGAGAGUAACAAAUGUGUUGACAUAUAUAAUGACUCUUUAUAAAAGUUCCAAGUAUUUUGGUUCUCCUUACCAAGAGGUCUGCCAGAAAUAUUUCGGGCCAGAUGUUGAUUUCUUCUCUCUCCUUCAGAAUGCAGAUAUCUGGCUCAUGAGAAAUGAUUUCACUUUUGAGUUUCCGCGACCCACAAUGCCAAAUGUUGUCUACAUGGGUGGCUUCCAGUGCAAACCAGCUAAGCCCCUUCCAGAUAAACUUGAGAAGUUUGUGCAGAGCUCAGGAGAACAUGGGGUCAUCAUCAUGACUUUAGGAACUGUUUUUGGUCAGCUUCUGAGUGAAAUCAACGAUGAGAUUGCUGCAGCUUUUGCCCAACUUCCUCAAAAGGUUAUUUGGAGACACACAGGACCAAAACCUGCUAAUCUUGGAAACAAUACUCUGAUUGUGGACUGGCUCCCACAAAAUGACCUGCUUGGACAUCCCCAGAUUAAAGCAUUUGUAGCACAUGGAGGCACCAAUGGAGUUCAGGAAGCCAUCUACCAUGGAGUGCCUAUUGUGGGCCUUCCUUUAGCUUUUGAUCAGCCUGAUAAUCUCUCCAGGAUGCAAGCAAAAGGAACAGCAAAAAUUGUAGAUAUUGCAACUUUAGACAGGACUGUGUUUCUCGAGGCAUUAAAGGAGGUUUUGCAUAACCCAUCUUACAAGGAGAACAUGCAGAGACUGUCCAAGCUGCACCACGACCAGCCAAUGAAACCUCUUGAUCGUGCCAUCUUCUGGAUUGAGUUUGUCAUGAGAAACAGAGGAGCUCCUCAUUUACGAACACAGUCUUUCAGAAUGUCCUGGAUUGAGUACCACUCUAUAGAUGUUAUUUUGACUCUGCUGAUGGCAGUUGUUUUGUUUUGUUUCAUGGUUUACUCUAUCAUAAAAUUUCUUUGUUUUAAAGUAGUAUUUAAGAAGAAAAUGAAAGCUGAAUGAUUGAAUAUUUGUCCCGAAUCCCAGGAAUUUAUUCCAUAACCAGUGUUUUGUCCCUAUUAGCAAUUGUGUUGUUAGUGUCAGUUACACAUUACCUUUAUGAUAAAACUGAUUUGGUACGUGGGAUUUUAUCAAAACAAAGCCAAAAAGUAGUGGACAAAACAAUUUAAUGUUUUAUAAACAGCAUAUAUCAGACUAUUAUCUAUUAUGAAGCAAAAAUAUAGUUAUGCUUUUUAAGUAUUUUGCUUUUCAUAUGUAAUUAUGGUAUUGUUUUAUGAAAAUGAACUAAAUAAACUACGUAUAGCCAAAUGUGUAUUAAUUUAUGGCUACAGUGCUUAAUUUGUGAAGGGUUUUAUGUGUGUCGUGGAGGAAAAGAAAGAAACAAACCAUUGUGUCUGUGGGAUAGUAAUGUAACUUAAUACACUAAGAAAUGUAAUAAACUCUAAAAAACAUAAUAAUAAUUUCAAAAAUGCACAUAAAAAAAAUCAAACUAAAAAGGGUGAAUUAAGACUAUGGAGAUAUAAAUAAAGAGGAUUAGGCUAUA
Puntigrus tetrazona (Sumatra barb) is the source of this 2272-nucleotide messenger RNA. Its product is annotated as UDP-glucuronosyltransferase 2A2-like. The transcript is spliced from 3 exons. Bases 154 to 1731 code for a protein of 525 amino acids. The record is from RefSeq and is a predicted model, not a curated record. NCBI's taxonomy places the organism in Eukaryota, Metazoa, Chordata, Actinopteri, Cypriniformes, Cyprinidae. Gene Ontology annotation, molecular function: UDP-glycosyltransferase activity.